Molecule: messenger RNA, 1514 nt
Organism: Phodopus roborovskii (desert hamster)
Lineage: Eukaryota; Metazoa; Chordata; Mammalia; Rodentia; Cricetidae
Gene: Kremen2
Product: kringle containing transmembrane protein 2
Exons: 9
Coding region: 1-1416 (471 amino acids)
Biological process (GO): multicellular organism development; Wnt signaling pathway
Cellular component (GO): plasma membrane
Source: RefSeq, a predicted model, not a curated record
AUGGGGACACUUGUUCUGCGGUACCUCCUCUUCCUCUUCCCGAUGUUGCUGCCUCCCCGUGAAGCCUCAGCAGGCAGCCUGCACAAUCCAGUGAGCAUCCAGACUUCUCCAAGAUCCCAUGGUUGCCGGGCAGGCUUGUCCGAAUGCUUCCAGGUGAAUGGCGCUGAUUACCGCGGCCACCAGAACUACACCGGCCCGCGAGGGGCUGGACGCCCUUGUCUUUUCUGGGACCAGACACAGCAGCACAGCUACAGCAGCGCCAGCGACCCUCAGGGCCGCUGGGGGCUGGGCGCGCACAACUUCUGCAGGAACCCAGAUGGGGAUGUGCAGCCGUGGUGCUAUGUGCCAGAGACAGAAGAGGGCAUCUACUGGCGUUAUUGUGACAUCCCCACGUGUCACAUGCCUGGGUACCUGGGCUGCUUCAUGGACUCUGGGGCACCCCCUGCUCUCAGUGGUCCCAGUGGCACCUCCACAAAGCUCACAGUCCAGGUGUGCCUUCGAUUUUGCCGCAUGAAGGGCUACCAGCUGGCUGGCGUGGAGGCUGGUUAUGCCUGCUUCUGUGGCUCUGAAAGCGACCUGGCCCGGGGACGUCCAGCCCCUGCCACCGACUGUGACCAGAUCUGUUUUGGCCACCCAGGCCAGCUGUGUGGAGGCGAUGGGAGACUGGGCAUCUAUGAAGUGUCCGUAGGCUCAUGCCAGGGAAACUGGACAGCGUCUCCAGGUGUCAUCUAUUCCCCGGAUUUCCCGGAUGAGUAUGGGCCAGACCGGAACUGCAGCUGGGUUCUGGGCCAAAUGGGUGCUGUGCUAGAGCUCACCUUCCGCCUCUUUGAGUUGGCCGAUUCCCGAGACCGGCUGGAGCUACGCGAUGCCUCGUCAGGCAACCUGCUCCAGGCCUUCGACGGCGCCCACCCGCCACCGCCUGGGCCUCUGCGCCUGCGCACUGCUGCACUAUUGCUCACCUUCCGCAGCGACGCUCGAGGCCACGCUCAAGGCUUCGCACUCACCUACCGCGGGUUGCAGGACACAGUGGUGGACAGUGCAUCUCCUAAGGAUUCCGCUGAGACUCCUGCAGGAGACCCAGAUGGUGCCAACGUGAGCUGCAGCCCUAAGCCCGGAGCUGCACAGGCUUCCAUAGGGGCCCGAGUCUUCUCCACCGUGAUGGCUAUCUCCGUGCUGCUGCUGCUGCUCCUGUCGCUGCUGCGUUUGCUGCGUCGACGGAGCUGUCUGCUGGCUCCAGGAAAAGGGUCUCUGGCCUUGGGACCUUCCCGGGGCCCCAGGAGAAGCUGGGCUGUGUGGUAUCGCCGGCCCCGAGUGGUGGCCCUGCCCUGUCCCCCAGGGGACUCUCAGGCUGAGGGCUACCGGCCCCUGAGUGCCUCCAGCCAGAGCUCCUUGCGUUCGCUCAUCUCUGCUCUCUGACCCCAGAUGUCCGGGGUCCAUCACAACUUCUGCCAGCAAGAUGGACACCUGAGAUAUUAUGCAGCACCCUACCUCUUCCUUGUGCUCCUUUAAAGGCA